This is a messenger RNA of Arabis nemorensis, 408 nucleotides long. The record is from the annotation of a GenBank genome assembly. Lineage: Eukaryota; Viridiplantae; Streptophyta; Magnoliopsida; Brassicales; Brassicaceae.
AUGACGACACAGAGUUCAGAGAAAAGUGACGACAAGAAAACAAAAAAGAAGAUUGGUGAUGCUUACAAUUUUGCCAAAGGUUUCUUCGACAAAGCUGAGCGUAUGAAAGCCUUGGAGACGACCGAGAAAACGAUUUCUGAUCAAGGGACGAACAAACUCUGUUCUCGUCACCACCACCUGCAAGGUGAUAUCUUCUUUGAGCUUGUGAGAGAAACAGAUYCCACUGACAUGAAAUGCGUAUACUUGUUUGCUUCUAUUGAUUCUUACUCAACCUCUACUCUUCGGUGUCUUGAAGCUGUAAGCUCCUUUUAUGGUUGUGCUCGUUCAUUAAUCGAGCUGGGUGAUCAGCUUGGGAUUAGCAAGUUUAUGAGAAAGCUGUGUCCAAGGCAAACCGAGGAUUGUCCAUAA